CUAAACCUGGGAUUCCGAUCCAGGAAUUGGAAGUUGACAGCUUGGCUGCCUGGCUCCUGCAUCUGCCUUCUCCACUCACCAUCUCAUUUCUUUCUCCAGGAUUGUCAGUGGCUUCGCCCCGAGGAGAGCUGACUGCCCUGGGCUGCUGCCUCCGGCAGAGCUGAGCCAAAAUGUCCCCGGAAUCUAAAAAGCUUUUCAACAUCAUUAUUUUAGGAGUUGCCUUUAUGUUUAUGUUCACUGCCUUUCAAACUUGUGGAAAUGUGGCGCAAACUGUCAUCAGGAGCUUAAAUAGCACAGAUUUUCACGGCAGUGGAUAUACCAGCAUGGCUAUUAUCUAUGGAGUGUUCUCUGCUUCAAAUUUGAUUACACCGUCAGUGGUUGCCAUUGUAGGUCCUCAACUCUCUAUGUUUGCCAGUGGUUUAUUUUACAGCAUGUACAUUGCCGUUUUUAUCCAGCCUUUCCCAUGGUCCUUCUACACAGCCUCUGUUUUCAUUGGAAUUGCUGCUGCUGUGCUUUGGACAGCACAAGGAAACUGCCUGACAAUAAAUUCGGAUGAGCACACCAUUGGGAGAAACAGUGGAAUUUUCUGGGCACUUCUGCAGUCUAGCUUGUUCUUUGGAAAUCUCUACAUAUAUUUUGCCUGGCAAGGGAAAACUCAGAUAUCAGAGAGUGACCGAAGAACAGUGUUUAUUGCCCUAACGGUGAUUAGCCUUGUGGGGACAGUUCUGUUCUUUCUCAUUCGGAAACCAGAUUCUGAAAAUGUCCUAGGAGAAGAUGAGUCUUCUGAUGACCAGGACAUGGAAGUCAACGAGUCUGCCCAGAACAAUCUGACAAAGGCAGUAGAUGCUUUUAAAAAGUCUUUUAAGUUAUGUGUCACCAAGGAGAUGCUCCUUCUUAGUAUUACAACUGCUUAUACAGGUCUGGAAUUAACUUUCUUCUCUGGUGUAUAUGGAACCUGUAUUGGUGCUAUAAAUAAAUUUGGAGCAGAAGAGAAAAGCCUUAUUGGACUUUCUGGCAUUUUCAUCGGCAUUGGAGAAAUUUUAGGUGGAAGCCUCUUUGGCCUGCUGAGCAAGAACAAUCGUUUUGGUAGAAAUCCAGUUGUGCUGUUGGGCAUCCUGGUGCACUUCAUAGCUUUUUAUCUAAUAUUUCUCAACAUGCCUGGAGAUGCCCCGAUUGCUCCUGUUAAAGGAACUGACAGCAGUGCUUACAUCAAAUCCAGCAAAGAAGUUGCCAUUCUCUGCAGUUUUCUGUUGGGCCUUGGAGACAGCUGCUUUAAUACCCAGCUGCUUAGUAUCUUGGGCUUUCUGUAUUCUGAAGACAGCGCCCCAGCAUUUGCCAUAUUCAAGUUUGUUCAGAGUCUCUCUCUGUCACUCAGGCUGGAGUGCAGUAGUGCAAUCUUGACUCCCUGCAACCUCCACCUCCCGGGUUCAAGCAAUUCUCCUGCCUUAGCCUCCUGAGUAGGUGAGAUUACAGGCCCACACCACCACGCCUGGCUAAUUUUUGUAUUUUUUUUUCUUUUUAGCAGAGGCAGGGUUUCACCACAUUGGUUAGGCUGGUCUCAAACUUCUGACCUCAGGUGAUCCACCUGCCUUGGCCUCCCAAAGUACUGGGGAUUAUAUGCGUGAGCCACCGCACCCAGUCUAUUUUUUUAUUUUAUUUUAUUUUUAAAGACAAAGUCGGCCCGCCACAGCUCACGCUUGUAAUCCCAGCACUUUGGGAGGCCAAGGUGGGCGGAUCACGAGGUCACAAGAUCGAGACCAUCCUGGCUAACACGGUGAAACCCUGUCUCUACUAAAAAUACAAAAAAAUUAGCCGGGCGUGGUGGCACGUGCCUAUAGUCCCAGCUGCUCGGGUGGCUGAGGCAGGAGAAUGGUGUGAACCCGGGAGGCGGAGCUUGCCAUGAGCCCAGAUCACGCCACUGCACUUCAGCCUGGGCCACAGAGCGAGACUCCGUCUCAAAAAAAAAAGACAGUCUCACUCUGUAGCCCAGACUGGAGUGCAGUGGCACGAUCUUGGCUCAGUGCAAUCUCUGCCUCCCGAGUAGGUGGGAUUACAGGAGUGCGCUACCACGUUCAGCUAAGUUUUUAUAUUUUUAGUAGAGAUGAGGUUUCACCAUUUUGGCCAGGCUGGUCACAAACUACUGGCCUCAAGUGAUCCCCCCGCUUGGGCCCCGCAAAGUGCUGGGAUUAUAAACAUAAGCCACCACCCCGGCUAUAUUGUGUUUCUUAUUUUAUUUUAUUUUUUUGUUUCCUCUUUUUUUUUCCUUUUUUUGCUUUUGUCUUAUGUUGUGUUUUUUAAAUGAAAGUUGGGGACAUCCUUUAAGAGGAUUUAUGACUAGAAUUAGGAAGCAAAGAGCAGUAAGAUUUUUUGUAUAACAGAUUUUACUUUCUGGUCUCUAUAGCUCUGAUUAGAGAUUUCCUUCCUUAGAUACCAGAAUUCUAUUCAUUUGUAAUACAGACAAGUGGAUUUCUUACUCUGUACAUUCUUGUUACUCCAGUUUUCCACAAAAUGCUAUUUUUGUUUCAUUUUAUAUUAUUUUGUAGAGAUGGGGUCUUGCUAUGUUGUGCAGGCUGGUCUUGAACUCCUGCGCUCAAGCAUUUCUCCCACCUUGGCCUCCCAAGGUGUUGGGUGGCAUGAACCCCCACACCUGGCCAAAAUGCUAUUUUAAAUACCAGGGACUGUGGCAGGAGUUUAUGGUGCAUGUUUGUGAGUCAGUGACUGAGGAAGUCAUACCUUGAUGCAGAAAGAAUAGAAAGCACUGUGAGUUCCAGGUGUCCUUGGGGCAGGAUAGGAGUGGGGCUAGGGGCUAACUGUGGCUCAGUGUGGCCCCCAGUGUGCCCGUUGUGAUUUGUUUUGUUUGUUCUUAGUCUAUUUGCGCAGCCGUGGCAUUUUUCUACAGCAACUACCUUCUCCUUCACUGGCAACUCCUGGUCAUGGUGAUAUUUGGGUUUUUUGGAACACUUUCUUUCUUCACUGUGGAAUGGGAAGCUGCUGCCUUUGUAGCCCGCGGUUCUGACUACCGAAGUAUCUGAUCUGGUGUCCGUGAGGGGACACGUAUGACCUCAGAAACACCACUGGACACAGAGCUUGGUGGAAGAAGUCGCCUUUGAUCUUCACUCUAUAUUGGGUGAUGUUCAGUAUGGAAAAUCAAGGGAUUAAGACUGUUAAAUCAGCCAGAGUUGGUGUUCAAGUUUACAGAUAUGAGUUAUUUAAAGCAAGUGGAAUAAGGGAAAGCUGUUAACUGUAAUUGUUCAAAGAUGUUGUUUUUCAUUUCAUCUAUCUCAAUUCUUAUAAUCAUGUUAUAGAAUGUAAAUGUUUUCUUCUCUCUCCUGCUGUUGUUGGAAGAUCCUGCCUUGAUUUAGAAUACUAGGCCAUAUGUCAUAUAAAUAUUUUUUCUGGAUAUGGAGUAUGUUUUGCUAUGUAAUAAUGGGAAGCAUAUGUCAUUCCCCAUAUGUGUUGGAGAAUGACAUUUAAAUAAAUAGCAAAGCUGGGUGUGGUGGUGCACCCCUAUACUCCCAGCUGCUGGGGAGGCUGAAACAGAAGGAUCACUUCAGCCCAGGAGAUUGAGGCUGCAGUGAGCUAUGAUCACACCACUGCACUCCAGGCUGGGCAACAGGGUGAGACCCUGUCUUGAAAAUAAUAAUAGGCCGGUCGCAGUGGCUCAUGCCUGUAAUCCCAACACUUUGGGAGGCUGAGGUGGGUGGAUCACCUGAGGUCAGGAGUUUGAGACCAGCCUGGCCAACAUGGUGAAACCUCAUCUCUACUAAAAAUACAAAAAUGUGUUGGGUUUGGUGGUGCAUGCCUGUAAUCCUAGCUACUAGGGAGGCUGAGGCAAGAGAAUUCGCUUGAACCCGGGAGGCGGAGGUUGCAGUGAGCCGAGAUCGUGCCAUUGCACUCCAGCCUGGGUGACAAGAGCGAAACUCCAUCUCAAAAAAAAAAAGAAAAAAUAAUAAUAAUGAUAAUUUUUUAAAAUAAUGAAAAAUAAAUAACAAGAUGCUGAAAUAAAAUCUUGAUUUUGAAAAGA
Pongo pygmaeus (Bornean orangutan) is the source of this 4024-nucleotide messenger RNA. It is a transcript of the gene MFSD11, whose product is annotated as major facilitator superfamily domain containing 11. NCBI's taxonomy places the organism in Eukaryota, Metazoa, Chordata, Mammalia, Primates, Hominidae. The coding region runs from base 171 to 1457 and encodes 428 amino acids. The transcript has 13 exons. The record is from RefSeq and is a predicted model, not a curated record.